Sodiomyces alkalinus F11 is the source of this 1862-nucleotide messenger RNA. RefSeq names its product ATP synthase-like protein subunit alpha. The record is from RefSeq and is a predicted model, not a curated record. Gene Ontology annotation, molecular function: ADP binding; ATP binding; proton-transporting ATP synthase activity, rotational mechanism. The coding region runs from base 74 to 1738 and encodes 554 amino acids. The transcript has 6 exons. Gene Ontology annotation, biological process: proton motive force-driven ATP synthesis; proton transmembrane transport. NCBI's taxonomy places the organism in Eukaryota, Fungi, Ascomycota, Sordariomycetes, Glomerellales, Plectosphaerellaceae.
UCCCCUCCCAUCUCAAUUGCACCAGUUGCAAUUGAUUCUCCUCUGAUCUAGACCUUGUUCAAGAUCUUCUAAUAUGUUCCGCAACGCCCUACGCCAGUCGACGCGUGCCGUCGGCGCCGUCUCUGCCGCUGGCAGAGUCGCUGCCACCCGAAAUGCCGCACCCGCCGUCACCGUCGCGUCCAUCCAGUCCAGGACCUACGCAGAGGCCAAGGCAUCACCGACAGAGGUCUCCUCUAUUCUCGAGCAGCGGAUUCGUGGCGUUCAGGAAGAGUCUAAUCUCGCUGAGACUGGUCGUGUUCUUUCCGUCGGUGAUGGUAUCGCCCGUGUGCACGGCAUGGCCAAUGUCCAGGCCGAGGAACUUGUCGAGUUCGCGUCUGGCGUCAAGGGCAUGUGCAUGAACCUCGAGGCCGGCCAAGUCGGUGUUGUGCUUUUCGGUUCCGAUCGUCUCGUCAAGGAGGGUGAGACCGUCAAGCGUACUGGAGAGAUUGUCGACGUCCCCGUCGGCCCCGAGCUGCUCGGCCGUGUCGUCGACGCUCUCGGCAACCCCAUUGACGGCAAGGGCCCUCUCAACGCCAAGGAGAAGCGCCGUGCUCAGCUGAAGGCGCCUGGCAUUCUGCCUCGCAAGUCCGUCAACCAGCCCGUCCAGACCGGCCUCAAGUCGGUCGACGCUAUGGUUCCCAUCGGCCGUGGCCAGCGUGAGCUGAUUAUCGGUGACCGUCAGACCGGCAAGACUGCCGUCGCUCUGGAUGCCAUCCUCAACCAGAAGCGCUGGAACUCUGGCAACGACGAGACCAAGAAGCUCUACUGCGUCUACGUCGCCGUCGGCCAGAAGCGGUCUACCGUCGCCCAGCUCGUCAAGACCCUGGAGGAGAACGACGCGAUGAAGUACUCCAUCGUCGUCGCCGCCACCGCCUCGGAGGCCGCUCCCCUUCAGUACAUUGCCCCCUUCACCGGUGCCUCGAUCGGCGAGUGGUUCCGUGACAACGGCAAGCACUCCCUGGUCAUCUACGACGAUCUGUCCAAGCAGGCCGUUGCCUACCGCCAGAUGUCCCUGCUGCUUCGUCGUCCCCCCGGCCGUGAGGCUUACCCCGGCGACGUCUUCUACCUGCACUCCCGUCUCCUGGAGCGUGCUGCCAAGAUGAACGACACCCACGGUGGCGGUUCCAUGACUGCCCUGCCCAUCAUUGAGACCCAGGGUGGUGACGUGUCUGCCUACAUUCCCACCAACGUCAUUUCCAUUACCGACGGCCAGAUCUUCCUGGAGUCCGAGCUCUUCUACAAGGGUAUCCGUCCCGCCAUUAACGUCGGUCUGUCCGUCUCGCGUGUCGGCUCCGCCGCUCAGCUCAAGGCCAUGAAGCAGGUCGCUGGUUCGCUCAAGCUCUUCUUGGCCCAGUACCGUGAGGUCGCCGCUUUCGCCCAGUUCGGUUCUGAUUUGGAUGCCGCCACAAAGCAGACCCUUAGCCGUGGCGAGCGCUUGACCGAGCUCCUCAAGCAGAAGCAGUACUCUCCCAUGGCCGUCAACGAGAUGGUUCCCCUCAUCUACGCCGGUGUCAAUGGUUUCCUCGACCCCAUCCCCGUGAGCAAGAUUCUCCAGUGGGAGGCCGACUUCCUUGCCCACCUCAGGACCAACGAGUCCGAGCUUCUUGCGACCAUCGACAGGGAGGGUGCCCUCAGCAAGGACCUCGAGGCCAAGCUCAAGGACGUGACCGAGUCCUUCAUCAAGAGCUUCCUUGCUUAAACCACCUUUUACUGUAACGGGGUAAUAGAAGAUGCAGAAGCGAUUGGCUGGAUGUAGGAAGGAGCGAGAUGAGGAGCUGUCUAUACCGAAGUGAUUUUAUUAGUUUUCUCGGAGCGGCGGGAGG